UUUUGGCCGAAGACUGGGUCGCCCGGUCGGUGGAGGAGGAGGAAAUUGGCAGCCGAUAAACUCACCCCCGGUCAACCUCAUCUCCUUCUCCUCUUCAGACCCAGGACAAGCCCCAUCGAUCGAUCGAGAGAGACACAGAGACAGAGAGAGAGAGAGGAAUCAAACAAUCGAGCAACCAUGAACAUAUUCAGGCUAGCAGGGGACAUGACCCACCUCCUCAGCAUAGUCGUCCUCCUUCUCAAGAUUCGCACCACCAAGUCCUGUGCCGGUAUUUCGCUCAAGACUCAAGAACUGUAUGUCAUCGUCUUCUUCGCGCGCUACCUCGAUUUGUUCACGAGGUACGUGUCUUUCUACAACACUGUAAUGAAGCUCUUCUUUAUUGGGACUUCGGUUGCCAUAGUCUGGUACAUGAGGUACCAUAAAGUAGUGAAGCAGACUUAUUCCCGGGAAGAAGAUACGUUCAAACAUUAUGUGCUGAUCCUCCUGUGCUUCAUUCUGGCAAUCUUGAUUCCCCUUGAAUUCACCGGGAUUGAGAUUCUCUGGACAUAUUCGAUAUAUCUCGAAGCAGUGGCAAUCUUGCCGCAACUGGUGUUACUGCAGAGGUCAAGGAACGUCGACAACUUAACAGGAAGAUACGUCUUUCUUCUUGGUGCCUAUCGAGCCUUGUAUCUUGUUAACUGGGUAUUUCGUUUCUUCACGGAGACGCACAAAAUACGCUGGAUUCCUUGGGUGUCGGGCCUUGUUCAGACGGCCCUUUAUGUGGACUUCUUUUACUAUUACAUUAAAAGUUGGAAAAAUCAUGAGAAGUUGAAGCUUCCCGCGUGAAGCGCACCUUCCUUGGAUGAGAGUGGACGGAGGAAGCCAAUACAAAUCGUGGAGGCAAAAAUUAUAAGCUGAGCAGGACACAUAACCUUUUCUCUCUUACAAUGGCUCUACUUUGAUCGCUCAAAUGGAUGACGAGCGCUGUGGUCUGAAAACUUGAUGGUGUGUUUUCCUAGUCUUUAGCCAUAGUUAUCGACUUGUAGGACUAGCAAUGUAAGUAUCUUUUUCUCUUAAAUUUAGGGAAGUGUCAUCCCGUGUCCCUCCCGGCUACAUUGAGGAGGCUUCUGUUACCGACUGAUUUUACCUGGCGAAUUGCUCUCUUUGAUAUCA
Syzygium oleosum is the source of this 1152-nucleotide messenger RNA. Its product is annotated as ER lumen protein-retaining receptor B-like. Lineage: Eukaryota; Viridiplantae; Streptophyta; Magnoliopsida; Myrtales; Myrtaceae. The record is from RefSeq and is a predicted model, not a curated record. Gene Ontology annotation, molecular function: ER lumen protein retrieval receptor activity. Gene Ontology annotation, biological process: protein retention in ER lumen; endoplasmic reticulum to Golgi vesicle-mediated transport. The coding region runs from base 178 to 825 and encodes 215 amino acids. Gene Ontology annotation, cellular component: membrane; endoplasmic reticulum; cis-Golgi network. The transcript is spliced from 6 exons.